AUGCUUCGAUCGACGUCUUAUAAUGGUUUCGGCGAAGCACUCACAAGCCAGCCGAGGUCGACUCGUGGAGGAAGCUCGAAUAUUUGUAUUCAAUCUAUCAGAGCCCAAAAGAGCUUUAAGAAAUGAACACAAGCAUGUUAAGGAAGUGGGGUGGGCUUCCAAACUAGCUCCGCCACUCGAAAAGUUAUGUGGUGUUUGUAAAGAAAUCGAUUCCUGGCUAUCUGCAGAUCAGCAUAGAAUAGCUGUUCUUCAUGCAAGAGGAGACAAAGACAAACUAGGAGUUAUCGUGGCAGCGUAUAUGCACUACUCAAGUAUUUGUGGAAAUGCAGAGCAAGCGUUAGAUAGGUUUUCUAUGCGAAAAUUUCUGGAAGACAAUGUUGGACCAAUUUUGCUUCCAUCUAAUAGAAGAUACGUAGAGUAUUUCGCUGGAUUACUAUCCCGUAACAUCAAAAUCAAUUCUGCUCCCAUGUAUCUGACCCACGUCACAGUUUUGGGGGCACCAUCAUUCCAAGAUGGCGGUUGUAAGGCGUUCCUGAAAUUGUAUGAAGGACAUACGCCGAUAUAUACAUCAGGAGUGUAUUCAGUGUCGAGAGGAGUGGGUCAAUUCACAGUUAAUGUCACUGGUGAAGGACGGAAGGGUCUUCAACUUCGAGGUGACAUCCUCAUAAAGUGCUACCACCGAGGAGAAAUGGGUCGGGAGGCUAUUUUCGCAUGCCAGUUCCAUACCUGCGCAGUAGCGGAUAAUACUUUGAGUUUCACAAGACAAGAGUUGGAUAUAGCAUGCAAUGUUCUCUCCAGGUCCAGAAGGACGUCAUCCUGUUCCAGCUCCUACACCCGCGGUGCCAUUCACCUUAACGGACGAUGUAGUUAUGAGGGCAAAUAGUCCUCUAGUUAUUGACGAUUAUGAUGAUGAAGAAGAAUUUGAUGAAGAAGACGUCAGCCAUACCUUUGGACCUCUAGACGGCAGUAUAUACGCCACCAUUGCCAAAAAACCCGAAUUAUCACCGGGUGCUGUAUCGAGUCCUUUAACAGUGUCGAUGGACAGUGGUAUCUCUUCAGCAGGACACCAACAGAACGCCAACACCAACGCCUCCACGAGCCCCCCACUGACCGCCCAGCCUUCCCCACUCACCCCCGAGGAUCAACACCGCGAGCUAGACGAGCUCCUCUCGGAUAUGAUGCUCACAGUCCAAAGCAUUCCCGAUCUGAAACCGCACGAAGGCGCGAAUCUCGAUGAUGUUCGCUAUAUAGACGAAGAGGAAGAGAAGGCCAUCCCAUACCACGCGCGUCAGACAAGCCAGCCUUUCAGCUACGGCGUCAAGGCAGACAUGAUUGCGGAACCCUCCAGAGGGCUCUCAAGCCCUAGCCUAGUGCGGAAGGCCAGUGUUAACAAGAGUUCGGGAGAUACACUGAGAAAAGUGCAAACGCAAGUUUAUCCUGAAUUCACGUCGAAGUCUAGUACAGUGCACAAGUGGGACCCUGCAGAUGACAUUUUCAGGCCUGGUACCCUGAAUGGCCAACGGAGGGAGUACCGCGAGGAAUACUACAGGGAGGACGUGAAAAGGUACGAUCCGCUCAAAAGGAGUUUGACGGAGGGGACCAUCAGGAGGAGUCCUGACAAGUCUCAGAGGAGUCCAAGUUCAGUAGUGACAAGUCCGUAUUCGGAUUCCGAGAGUUUGUCUCCUCCAGGAGCGUUCAGGAAUUCUACAAAGUCACCGGAGUUUCACGAAUUAUACGCCACAAGUAACAACCUAACAUGGCUACAGCGUCAACAACAGAAACUGAAGGAACGCCGCGAAAUCAUCCUGAGGGAGGAAAGGCAACCUCACGAAACGCGACUCUUAUCAGAACUCCGCAGCGUUCAGUCAAGGCAUAUGAGGCCAACGGCGAGUCACCGUUUAGACGGGUAUACCAGUGACACAACUGCUUUCGCAGAUGAUGAUGACGACUAUACAAUUCCUCUGCAUAUCAAUACCACACAUAAGAAUGGUUCUUCAACACCCGGCUCGACUUCGAGUUAUAGUACGUUGAAAUCGACUUACAGUACUUUGACGAAAAAUGAAAGGCCGUUUAUGAGCGUUAAGAGGGCUCACGAACGUUAUGCUCAGAAUAGUAACCAUAGCCCGGCACAAAUCCUAGCAGCUAAUCCAAUGGGACAGAUAGUUCGCCAAUCUUCCGAAGGAAUCGACCAGGUCGAUAAUGGUUUACUGUCUUUGGUUGAACAACAGCAACAGCAGCAGCAACAGCAUUACAAACAAAGCAGCCCUCGUUAUAAUUCGGCCAUGGUGGGUAUUGAGAGUGAAAAUAGCACUGAUAGUUCACCCACAGACAGACCUACAGACUUGCAAGACGAAAGCACCCGCCUUGAUGCAUUAAGUGACCUCAUAGCUAACUUAUCCAGUGGUUCUGAUAAGUCCAGUAACAGCCCUAACACACCAUCUGCAUGGCAGUAUCGGGAAGAUUCUGUCCAUUCCUGGCGGUCUCAAUCAGCUACGGAACCAGACACCAGUCCUUCACAUAAUUCAUCUCCCCGUCCUCAGACUCCUGCCUUUCCAGUGCACGCAAGAACACCCUACACGAACUCUUCGACGCCUACUGUACAAUUUGACAUACCUUCCGAACGAUUACCACCAAAGAGUCCUACAACCCAACGACGUUUGAGUUUCCCAUCGCCAUCUAAUAAAAGUACACUGAAGUGGUCUCUUUCCCCCGAGAGAAAGGACCGACCGACUUCCCCAACAGAACUCACCAAUGGUUCUGGCAUCGAAUACACCAACACUUCAACCCACCGCAGCGUUUCGGUUACUCCAACUUCAGGAUUCAGGGAAUCAGAAAAUUAUCAAUAUAGUCCAAAGAGUCCAAGCUACAACGGUUCUUCGUCACCAACAGUUUACUAUGGAACUUCCAGAAGGAGUUCCGUGAAUUCCAAUAAUGAGUCGCCGCAUGAAGUUUCUGCAGCCAAUGUCAAGUUUGUUAGAGACACUUCCAAAUAUUGGUAUAAGCCUUCCAUAUCAAGAGAACAAGCUAUUUCAAUGUUGAGAGACCAGGCUCCAGGUACUUUCGUGGUACGAGACUCCAACUCAUUUCCAGGAGCAUUCGGACUGGCUCUGCGUGUCGCAACGGUGCCCUCGAAUGUUCAAAACAAAUCAAGCGGCGGUGACGAACUCAUCCGACAUUACUUGAUCGAACCAACCAACAGAGGAGUGAGACUGAAACAAUGUCAAAACGAACCCGUCUUCAGUUCACUGUCUGCUCUAAUCUACCAGCAUUCGAUCACCCAAAUGGCUCUACCUUGCCGACUCAUUCUUCCGCAAGAUGAUUUGAAAAUGAAUGAGAGGGUCACUUCCCAAACCCAAUCCCAGUCACUGUUCACGCAAGGAGCCGCUUGUAACGUUUUAUAUCUCACGACUGUCGAUAUGGAAUCCCUGACUGGGCCACAAGCAAUCAAGAAAGCAGUGAUGCAGCUAUUCCAGAAAUCUCCUUUGCCAGACACAGCGACGGUUCAUUUCAAAGUCAGCGAUCAAGGCGUCACGUUGACGGACAACAAGAGGAAACUUUUUUUCAGGCGACACUAUCCAAUUAACACUGUUUCUUAUUGUGGACUGGAUGAUGAUCAGCAUCGGUGGCUUGUGAAUGAAGAAGAGAAUGGUUCUUCCAAGAGUUCGAAUCGGAUCUUCGGCUUCGUAGCAAGAAAACCAAAUGUGAGUAAUCCAGACAACCAGUGCCAUCUCUUCGCCGAGCUGGAACCAGAACAGCCCGCCACAGCGAUCGUCAAUUUCCUAAAUAAAGUAUUGACAUCGACUGGAAUCAAACCCAAUAUUGUAUAGAAAUAAUUCAAAAGGAGGAGGAUGAAAAUAUCACAUCACAAUCUAAUUUAUAUCAAAAUUGUUAUUCAGUGUCUUCGAAAUACUAAAUGAGCGUAGAUUAUUGAAAACACAUUUCCCAGUCAUAAAAUUUUAAUUCCUAGUCCUGUUAUUUGAUAAAAUUUGUAGGUUAUUUUCACGAUAUUUUUGGUAAUGCAUUUGUGUUCUCAUCAUCUUGUAUAUACUUAAUAACACUAAGUGUGCCUGACGACUUCUAUAUUUCCAUUUUGUUUUAAAAAUUGUUUUGAUUUCUUGGUGAAGUGCUCUCAAUAUUAUGAAUAUUAGCAUUUUUCACGGCACAUAAUGAUGUACAAGGAUUCUACUGACCUUGUUAGUGUUUUUGUUAUGAAAAAUUAACAAAAAUCAACACAUUCAACCAAUCAAAUUCAGGUAUUGUGAAGGAUCAGUAGAGUUUCUAUUAUGUAGACCAGGAUCGAUACUUUUCGAAACCAAAAAAAAAAUUAUAGUAGGAUGAAACCUACUGGAGAAAGAAGAGAAUAUAACAAGAAUGAAAAGAACAAUGAAUUAUGGUCGAUUUGAGGUCGGUUUUCGGUUUUCUUUAUCAAACUACAAGUGAAAUAGCAAAGUUGUAAGUAAUAAAAAAAACUUUAACUUUUGUAUACACACUUUUUUUACCAAACCUCAAAAUUUAUGUGAAAAAAUUAAAUAACCAAGUUUAUGGUUUUUCAUUUGUUUUUCCACGAAAUUUCGUGAAACGUCACCUUUUCAUGUACCAAAUACACUGUGAUUUUUUGGAUUUGAAAUUCAUUUUCGAAGAAGCACCUUAAUUUUCAAUCGAAAAUUCACGUGUCAAAAUAUCUGCUUUUUUAAAAAAGUAGGUGAGCAUUUUAUUAUCUGAAAUCUCUACUUUCUGAUUAAACGAAUUAUAUUACAAUACAUAAUGAAAUUUGGUACAAUCAUGAAAUACAAAUCAAUGCAGAGAACUGAGUUUAUAAUAAAAAGGAAGAAGAGAAAAAUAUCACCCCAAUUUGUUGUUUCGUUCCCUUCCGUUCAUAAAAGAGGACAUAUGCCUCAUCACUCACAAGCGAUUUUGGUAAAAUUGGGGACACGUGUGAAUCAUUAUAUUCAUGCCACGUGCCACUAUAUGGGUGUCUGUAAUAUGCUGUGUAAUACCUGUUAUAAGUGAUUCGAAAGUGCAUAUAGAUUGUAACAGCAAGGAGCCACAUUGUCUACUGCAUAAUUGCUCAUAUCUUAUCCAUCUGAAGAAAAAUCAAUGGAAACAUUUAAUCUGCCUCUGAAUCUUUCAGUUGGAGAGAAUCUUUCCGAAUGAAUUUCUAAAACACGUGGAAAUUUAUAGAUUGAUAGGGACUUCUUCUUCUUUGCUUGCACCUCGGACACGUUGGUUUUUCAUCUCCAUCCAGAGCUUCCUCUCUUGUGGAGGAAUCCAAGCAAUGUUCAGUUCUUUGUGGUAUAAGGAAGGGACAAGUCCCAGAAAGGAUCGAAGGUUACAGUGUAUAAACUUCAUAGUGGAUUUUAAUUGACCAAUGAAAUUGUCUACAUUCUAAGAGUUGUUCAUAUUCAAAUAUCUCAGCCAGGACUCUUGUGCUUUUCCGGUGUCGCUCAAUUUUUCGUCAAUCUCCGUUAAAAUCGGUUCAGGUUUCUUAGUAAUUCUGUUGAGGUCCUCAUGUAAACCUUCUAGAAGAUAUCGAAGGAAUUCGUGGGCCUUGAUGGACAGAACCCAUGAAUCGAGGGGCAAAUCUUUGAAUCUGACUUUUGAAGUAGACUGUGUUAAUUACUCUAUCAGAUAAAUCUUGUGACCACAAUUAAUUGAUAACUUUGAUAACGCUUUGAUUUAAAACACGUUUCAUACUAGAAAUAACUAGUGUUGAUAUUUUCCAUGUAUGUAUCCUCUUUCAAGUAUUUCAGCAACCAUCCCAUGUUUGAUAAACAUUGGAUUACACUGUUCAUGAAACAGGUGAUUCCAAUAUUUUUUAACCUAUAACACCCAAGAGUUCUGACUGAAGAAUGUAUCAUCGAUCUAUUGUUGUAACUGUUGCCACUUUCUGAUAGUAUAAAAAAUAUACGUUACUGUGCUAAAUGUUCUCUGAAAUGCAAAAACUUUAAAAAACUCGAAUCCUAAAAAUUUUGUCAAUCGUUAUGUUCAGUUUUGAGGAAUUUAUUGCAAUUAACACUUUAAUUACUUGUAUAACGUAAGAUUCCAUGUAACAUUCAUGAACAAAUAAAUUAAAAUUCCGUAAAACUUUAAGAUUGCAAAAAAA
This is a messenger RNA of Leptinotarsa decemlineata (Colorado potato beetle), 6103 nucleotides long. RefSeq names its product focal adhesion protein tensin (gene by). NCBI's taxonomy places the organism in Eukaryota, Metazoa, Arthropoda, Insecta, Coleoptera, Chrysomelidae. Gene Ontology annotation, cellular component: focal adhesion. The record is from RefSeq and is a predicted model, not a curated record. Gene Ontology annotation, molecular function: protein binding.